CCCCAAAAUUCUUAUAUACUUAUUCUCUACUGUACAAAAAUCUGCAUUUUCAAUUAUUUUAUAUAGAGAAAAAAUCUUUGUUUGGUACUUUACCUUUCUCUUCAAUGGAAAAAAGUAGUAAGAAGAAGCAAGUGGGUUCUGCUGAUGUUUCUGCUUCCACCGGUAUUUUCUCUUCAAUUUUCCCACCACCAUCUAAGGUUAUGGGAAGGAAAGCUUCGGCAGCUGAACUCAUGCAAUCUCUGGAGAAGCAGUCAUCUGGUUGUAGGGCAUGGAACAAAUCAGCUACAGCUUACGUGACGAAAAAUAAACAAGGUGCAGGGCAUUGCAGAUCCAGUAAGGAACAUGAAUCACUUUUUCAAGAUAGAGGGGAAACAUGUCCACUAAGUUCUUCUCUCUUAUAUGGUGGUCAAGAGGACAUGUAUAUCAAGUCAUCCGAUGCUCAUAAAACUCUAUCAUAUCCUUCUUACAAGAAGGAAGGAGGAGAAUACGAUUCUAGUGGAAGCAACCAAUACAGUGCAUCUAGAGGAAAUUGGUGGCAAGGGUCACUUUAUUACUAGAAACAUGGCCUCCGAUCCCCCAAGACGUGAAUUCCCAUUUAUUUAGUAGAGGAGUUCUGGAAGUCUUGGAACCAGGUUGCUAUAGAUUUGUUGAAGACUACUAGUACGGCCAUGUGUUGACAGACUCAAUACUUUUUACUCCGGGAUCUCUUGAUGGUUAUUUGAACCUUAUAUGACAUGGACCUUUUUAAUCUUUUUAGCUUUGGGAACUACAUCUCUAUACUCCUUUUAACUCUUUCGUAUGCAACUAAACGAUGUAAAUUUCUGAAUAAGUUCUUGUCAAGA
This is a messenger RNA of Solanum verrucosum, 842 nucleotides long. RefSeq lists its product as uncharacterized. The record is from RefSeq and is a predicted model, not a curated record. The coding region runs from base 105 to 557 and encodes 150 amino acids. The transcript has 6 exons. Lineage: Eukaryota; Viridiplantae; Streptophyta; Magnoliopsida; Solanales; Solanaceae.